AUGGAUGUACUUCGUAUUUCGAUCUUGCUAAAUUUCCUCUAUUUUGCACUUGUAAACGGACAAAACUACAAUGUACUUAAUUUUAGUGCUAAAGGAGAUGGUCAUACCGAUGAUUCAACGGCUUUUGCGAAAUCGUGGAAUGCCACAUGUAAUGGAGAAGGAGAUAUGAAAACACUUUAUAUUCCUGCUGGCAAAACAUUUUUAACUCAAUCUAUUUUGUUCCAAGGCCCAUGUAAAUCUAGCUCUAUUAAAGUUCAGUUGGAUGGCGUCAUUGUUGCACCUAGCAACAAAGGAGCAUGGCUCAGCUACAAAUUCCUCGGUUGGAUCAAUUUCUCAAAUGUAUUGGGUCUAACGAUUGUUGGUUCUGGAACGAUUAAUGGUCGUGGUUCAUCUUUUUGGGAGCAAAAUUCGAAAAUUUCUCAAAGGCCUACGGCGUUACAUAUUUUAGGGUGUGAUAACCUUAGGAUAAGCGGGAUAACUUCUAUUGAUAGUCCAAAAAAUCAUAUAUCAAUCAAAUCGUGCAAAAAUGUUACAAUAUCGAAUAUAAAUCUUUUAGCACCCGAGCAAAGUCCAAAUACAGAUGGGAUUGAUAUAAGUGCCUCGACUAGUAUCAACAUAUUCAACUCGACAAUUAAAACGGGAGACGAUUGUAUAGCAAUCAACACCGGAACUGUCAAUAUCAACAUCACAAGGAUUAAUUGUGGACCUGGUCAUGGAAUAAGUGUGGGAAGUUUAGGAGCUCAAGGAGUAGACGCUGUAGUAAGUAAUGUUCAAGUGACUCACUGCACUUUCAACCAGACAAAAAAUGGAGCUAGAAUCAAGACAUGGCCGGGUGGAGAAGGAUAUGCAAAAAACAUAAGUUUUGAAAAUAUCACACUUAUUAACGCACAAAAUCCAAUUAUAAUCGACCAACAUUAUAUAAAUAAAGGGCGUCCUUAUGCUAUAGAGGAAUCAGCAGUGGCGAUUAGCGAUAUAAAUUUUGUGGGUUUUCGCGGAACGACAUCGAGUAAAGAUGCUAUAAUACUUAGAUGUAGUGAGAUCACACAUUGUAAAGACGUCGUUAUGGAUGGGAUCGAUAUUACUAUGGUGAAUGGAGGGAAACCUACAGUUGAUUGUCAAUAUGUCGAUGGAAAGUCUAAUGACGUUAAUUUGAUGCAUUCAAUUUUCUUGAUUGGUCAAACCACACAUCAACCAGUUCGAUCAGUGAGUCUUCCUUCAAGAAUCCAUCCAUUCUCUGUUAAACUCAGAGCAGCCUUGAACCGGUUCAGUAUCUGGCAGAGAUCUUCUUCCUCGAUCUCGGUUUCCGUUUCUUUUGGGUCCGAGACUCUUCUCGUUGGACUCAUGAACCUCAACGAGCUCUACGGUUGUAUGCAUAAGCUACUUGAGUCCCCUUACGUGAAACACACUCUUCCUCAUCACAAGAAAGGGGAACUUCUAGAAGAUUCUUUAGAUGGAUCCGUUUUGUUCCUCGAUGUAUGUGAGGCCGCAAGGGAAGCUAUUGUCUCGCUGAGAGAACAUGUGACGAAUCUCAAAUCGACUCUUCUUCGUAGGAAAAGUGGCGUACGUAGAGAAGGAGGUUAA
Messenger RNA from Arabis nemorensis, 1581 nucleotides. NCBI's taxonomy places the organism in Eukaryota, Viridiplantae, Streptophyta, Magnoliopsida, Brassicales, Brassicaceae. The record is from the annotation of a GenBank genome assembly.